GCACAUUUAUUUAGCUAGUUGUUUUGAAUGAAUUCUGGCUGAUUCAUUGCCACGGGAGAUAAACUAGUUGGGAUUCGUUAAACAACUAAUACACUUUUCACAUCAGAAUCAUGGACCGGCUGUUGAGACUUGGAGGUGGCAUGCCUGGCCUAGGACAAGGUCCUCCUACAGACGCCCCUGCGGUGGACACAGCUGAACAGGUCUACAUCUCGUCCCUGGCCCUUCUUAAGAUGCUGAAACACGGUCGUGCUGGAGUGCCCAUGGAGGUCAUGGGUUUGAUGUUGGGGGAGUUUGUUGACGACUACACAGUGCGCGUCAUCGACGUGUUCGCCAUGCCACAGUCCGGAACGGGUGUGAGUGUGGAGGCUGUGGACCCAGUGUUUCAGGCCAAGAUGUUGGACAUGCUCAAACAGACCGGAAGGCCAGAGAUGGUGGUGGGCUGGUACCACAGUCACCCAGGGUUUGGCUGCUGGUUGUCCGGCGUGGAUAUCAAUACGCAGCAGAGCUUCGAGGCGCUGUCCGAGAGAGCCGUGGCCGUGGUGGUGGACCCCAUUCAGAGUGUCAAGGGCAAGGUUGUGAUCGAUGCCUUCAGACUGAUCAAUGCCAACAUGAUGGUGUUGGGUCAUGAGCCCCGGCAAACCACCUCUAACCUGGGCCAUCUCAACAAACCCUCUAUUCAGGCUUUGAUCCACGGCUUGAAUAGACAUUACUACUCCAUCACAAUCAAUUACCGCAAGAAUGAGCUGGAGCAAAAGAUGUUACUGAACCUGCAUAAGAAGAGUUGGAUGGAGGGUCUGACUCUAACAGACUACAGUGAGCACUGCAAACUCAACGAAACCAUCGUUAAGGAGAUGUUGGAGCUCGCCAAGAAUUACAACAAGGCGGUGGAGGAAGAGGACAAAAUGACCCCAGAGCAGCUUGCAAUUAAGAACGUUGGCAAACAGGAUCCCAAGAGGCAUUUGGAAGAGCACGUUGACGUGCUGAUGACGUCCAAUAUCGUGCAGUGCCUAGCCGCCAUGUUGGAUACCGUGGUCUUCCAGUGAAUACUUCAUACAUCUGCCUGCUUGUCAUUAUUGUCAUAUUCCAAUUCUUUUUUUUUUUUGUCUUUUUAAAAAAUAAACUUAUAUAAAAGAGGGAAAAGCUUG
Messenger RNA from Engraulis encrasicolus (European anchovy), 1145 nucleotides. RefSeq names its product proteasome 26S subunit, non-ATPase 14 (gene psmd14). Gene Ontology annotation, molecular function: protein binding; metallopeptidase activity; proteasome binding. Gene Ontology annotation, biological process: proteasome-mediated ubiquitin-dependent protein catabolic process; protein deubiquitination. The coding region runs from base 111 to 1043 and encodes 310 amino acids. The transcript has 11 exons. Lineage: Eukaryota; Metazoa; Chordata; Actinopteri; Clupeiformes; Engraulidae. Gene Ontology annotation, cellular component: proteasome regulatory particle, lid subcomplex. The record is from RefSeq and is a predicted model, not a curated record.